Molecule: messenger RNA, 14200 nt
Organism: Porites lobata
Lineage: Eukaryota; Metazoa; Cnidaria; Anthozoa; Scleractinia; Poritidae
Source: the annotation of a GenBank genome assembly
AACAAAUUUUGCCACGAAGGAGCUGAGAGUUGUUGACAAUGAUCAGGAACAAUUUCAGUUUUACUGAUCUUUGAUGUCACUUCCAUUCUUUAAUGUUGUGCUAAGCUUAUGCUGGUUUGGAUGGAAUGACUUUGGCAAGAAGUGAGAGAGAAUGGACCAUUCUCGUAAACGAAGUAAGGUUUUUUUCUUAACUCAAGAAUCAGCUGAUUUGAUUUCACUUUCCUUCGGCACAAUUGUCCUUAAACAACAGUGAACAGUUUCUUAAUUUCAUUUUUAAUUCGUAGCUUUUUGUAAAGUUGCAACUAAAAGAAAUACGGCGAGAAUUCUGAUUCCAGUUGUCGCGAAAAACAAUGAGAAUACCUUCCCUGGGAUAAUGCUAAAAAAGCUAAUGUUUAUCUUAUCAACAAGUAUUCGCUUAACGUUACUCGAGAUAAUUCAGUGAUGUUGAAAUGGUUUUGGGCCAAUUUGGUAAUUUGGGGCGUGAAUUAUUUUGUAGGUUUGCCUUCAAAAAGUUAAACUACUCGGCAAAAGUUGCAAGGCUGCUUGUGAAAUGAAAGUUAUCUUUAUAAAGAUAUAUGCGUCAAAUGAAUGUAGGCGGAAGGCAAAGAAUCGAUCAGAGUAUUCAUGUAAAUCGCGAGCUGUUCUACUACUUUUCUCAAUUUACCUGUUGCAUUACUAAUUUAUUCAAAUCGCAAAUGCAAGUGAUGGUUUGUAUCAACAGCUGUUUGUAUACAAAUAAUCAGUGAAUGCUCAGUUUUAAAAAAUGUCCAAAUCUAUAAUUACUGAGCGGCCGUCGACAUAUUCACGUUUUCCCCUCUUAGGUCAGUUUGCUUUUGUCCAAAAAUGCCCCAUACUGAACAUCCACUGCCUUGCCCUCCCCCCCUAAUUGUCCAGUUGACAUUAAGCGGGGGAAAAGUGAAUAUGUAGACAGCCCCUAACUCUCCUGGACAAAUCAGAUAGGUUAAAAGACUUAUCUUUACACUACUUACCUUCCCAGGGUAAGGAGAAAAUCUGAAUUUAAGAGAAUUUUGUCUUUCUACCCACAACUUGAAUGAGGCCCUGUCAGAUGUUGGUGAAGUAAAUCUGAGCUAUGGCUUUCUACUUUUUAGGCAGCAGUUUUUUUCAAAAAUUCCCAAAACAUGUUCAAUGUCCACCCCAGCAUACCCAAGUAACAGUUACCCAUAGUACUAGGGAGCUUUAUAGGAACAAUGACGUCGACGGCUAUGAAAGCGUCACUUAAAAAGUGAAGUCGCGCUACUUCAAACUUUAUCAUGCUUAUUCCAUCUCGUUCAAUCCAUGAAAUGUUAGCAAUUUUUUCUAGAGGUGAAUUCUAAAAGACUGUAUCAAAGUUCGGGAAAAGAAAAAGAAAGUCAUUGUCUUGUGUUCGCGUCCCCCACAAAAUGUGAAAUUAGGUAUUUUCACGUCAUAGUUGUGCAGUGACUUCAAAGAAAUGUACAAAAAAGCGUGAUGCACAUGCAGAGCUGUUGUUUUGCCAAUCUAAACAUUUGCUUUUUUGCCGUUCUCGUUGAAGUCGCUGUCGUCGUUGCUUAAGCUCCCUACUGGUAAAACAGUGACUCCCUGCUCAAGGCCCUGUUAAGGUUGAAUUCCAACAAGUGACAUGACCUCGAAACAGUGACAUACAGUCUGUAAGACAAAUGAAAUGGUGACAGAUACAUGAAUUUGGGUUGAAACUGUGACAGCUACAGGGAAAAUCACAAAUACAAUGGUGAAAUACCAACAGAGACAUGGCCUACUCUUCCAUAGGUAUGCGAAAUGACCACUUUUGAAAUUCAUACGAGGGACAUACAUACCCCACUAAGAGGGCCUUCUCCUUGGGAGCAGAAGUGAACAACUUGUGAGGAUUAUACAUGCACAGCAAAUCACAUUAUAGUUGUUAAUAUACUACCAAAAACUGUUCCUUUUUAUAGAAAAUGUUUUGUCCGAAAGGAGGAAAAAAAAGAAGAGAAUCGUGAUAGUCAAAUCAAGUUUGUUUAUAUUGUGGUUCAUUAUCUUGACCAUGUAGCUUAUGUCAUUGUAAGUUAUUGGGUCAAUUUGUUUAAGGCCUGGGAAAAAAUUGUUUCCUAGUCAAGGGUGGACUAGGCUGUAUGGUUCUUUGGUACCCUUCUAGUCCUUCCCUGCUGCUAACUUGUGUCGUUAUUAUUUAUUAUAUUAUAUGCAGUAAAAUGGAUUAAAUUAAAUUAAUUAAGAAUUGAUUUUAAGCCUCUUGAUGCAUGCUUCCUUAUUCAGGGGGGGAUAUCUUAACAAGAAACUACUUUUACAUGUACUUUAUUGUUGAUUGUGUGAUUUUUUUGUAAUUUGUAGUAUAACGUUUGCAAGAAGAAGCUAAAUAGCAAAAGAGAAGCUCUCAAGAUUUUAACAAGUGACUUGGAAUUAUGCCAAAGGGAAAGAGACAUUUAUAAAUCAAAGAUAAAACAACUGGUAAGUGUGAUAACAAGUUAAAAAACAAGGCAAGUUGUGUUAUGAUAACAUGUCCCUGUACAACAGCCUUAGGGCGCUAUCCAUUUGUCAGAACUGGCCGGCCGGACCAUUGCCAGACCAGUCAGUUAGCAAAUGAAAUCAGCUUUUUCAAAAGGAUUUUUGCUGAAAACCAUCUCCUUCAUGCAUACUGUUUAGGAUUUAACUGAUCUCGCUGGAUUGUUUUGAUUAACAGUGAAAUUCUCAUCACGACGGGAAUGGUCUGGCCGGUCAGUUAUGACAAAUGGAAAGCGCCCUUAGUUCAAUAAAAUAAAAUAACUACUUAUGAUAUUCAGUUUGUCAGUGGUGGCAUAUCCACUUAGAGGCUCUUUAUUUGUCCUUUCUGAUCAAACUGCCAGAUUUUAGAAAAUUUUGGUUUUUAAGCAGGGCAGUACCCAGGAGACAAGUCUGUUGAAUCAAGGGCAGCAGGGCUGUCGCUCAGAUGUCAAGUGGCCCUGGCCUUGGGCCAUUGGUGACAGCCCAGUAAUUUGCCAGUAGAGUAAGAUGACACCAAAUGUCAAGAGUCCAGGUCGCACUCACUUAUUCUCUCUGGUCUUUUGUAGCUAAAAGAGGUUGAAGAUUAUAAACGAAAGGAGAGAGAACAAGAAAACAAGCAAGCAGACAAAAAUAAUGCACAGACACCUACUAAAAAGGUAGUUCAGAAUUCUCAGUAUUAAUUGAUAACCAGUAAUAAUUAAACUAACUGUUAAUUUAACUGUUUAUACUACUACAUGAGAAAUUUCUGCAAUUUGAUUGGCUUAGCGCAGUGGUAUUUCAGCUUAAUUUGAAAUACCUACAUGUGAAAAUUACAAAUCAUGUGUGGGUAGUAGUAUAAACAAAUAAUAGCAUGAUGUGCACUUGAUAUUUGGCAUAAAUACUACUCGUGAUAUUUCAAAAUUGUCGCAAAUUUCACACGCCUAACGGGUCGUGAAAUUUCGUAUAACAAUUUCAAAAUAUCACUCGUGGUAUUUAUGCCAAAUAUCACUACAAAUCAUGCUAUUACCUAUACUAAUUAUUAACAGUUAAAUUAACAGUUAGUUUAUAUGUGUUACUUAACAGUAUCAGUAACACAUAUAACAGUUUAUAUCUGGUUUGUUUUCUGACAAUUUCUUUUUCCUUCUUUUUAUACAUGGUAAGUGUUAUUUUAUUAUUGCUUGGACUAGCUUGUAUAUUUUUUAUGUUUCGGAAUAGUGCUUUCCUGCUGCUCUCUGCUUGGUUGUGUAUAAUGUUUUCAUUGAAAAUGGGUUAAAUUAAAUUAAAUUUGGCUAUCUUGUCAAAGAUUACCGGGUAAUAAACAUUUCUCUCGAAAUCCUAUCAUGGCACCCUUUGGCAAAGGUUUGGUUGAAAAUUUAUCAUUGUUCUCUGGUUAUGACCGGGUAUUAAUUUGUGCUCUUUAGAGAGGUGCCUCAUUCUGUGGUCAGAGUGUGUGGGAACAAGAGCUGCAGAAUGUCAGAGAAAGAAAACAAAAGGUGACUUACGUUUUAUACUCCAUUAGCAUUCUAAGUCCAUACUUGUGGUAUUGAAAAUUAUGAAGGUAUACAUUGCUCUAAAUUUUAUUUUGUUGAAAUUAAGUACAUGGUUGCGAGAUUUAAGAGCAGGAUAUUCGAAAAAACUGGAAUUUAUAUGAGUUUGUGUUCUAGCUAUCUCAAUAUUACGAGAGGAUUACCAGUUACUGUAAUAAUAAUAAUAAUACAGUUAUCCAACACAAAGUACACUGAAGUCCCAGAAGAAUGCACCCAUCGUUUUUAGGGCUCCAAAUGUAAUCUGAUCCUUUAAUUAUAUGUUUUUGUUUAAAAUUUUCUCAUUGUAGACAUUAUCACAGUUAUUGUGUGAGUCACGUGGGGAAAACAAGGCCCUGAUAAAAGACCUAGCUGAGCUGCGUCAGCUUUACCGUGAUGCUCAGGAGGAUAUACAGCUACUGCAUGAUGCAUUAGCUAAACAAAAUAACUGUAACUGUGGACUCAAAGCUGGUACCAAUGGCAUGGAUCCACGUCAGGAUCUCAUUUCCCAACUUGAAAGAAAUCAAGAGAAGGUAUAGAAAUGAGGCAUACACCCAGUAAAUUUUGUGCUAACUUAUUAUAUUUAAAAAAUGCACUUUAUUUGAGUGGCACAAAAGUACUAAUUGAGGACACUAUUGUUAUGUCUCCUGCUGGAGAUGGGACCACCUUUUUGUCUAGCUGUUUGCAUGCACGGCAAAGGUAUUCCUUUUUUUUCCUAGUUAUUUUAAGACCCUGAGUAUUUGUCUGGAUGCUGGAGUCAAACCCAUGAGCUAAUCCUGCUGUAGAAGCCCUGUUUUUUUUUUUUGCAUUUCAUUCAUAACAAACUGAGGCUAUGAUAGCAUGCACGAUUUAAAAAAUUGCCUUCUCUGGGAUCACUUGCAGACUCCCACAUAAAGGGUGAGUCUGCAAGUGAACCUGGAGAUGGCUCCACCCUCUGUAUGGGUCUGGGUACAAUGUCACGCAAGAAAAUUUUGAAAAACAUAGCCUAUAAUAUCAUAUGUGAUAGAUUUCCAAAUACAGUCGAACCUCCAUUUGCGACCACCUCUUGUAAGCAACCACCUCCCAUAAGCGACCGCCUAUCCAAAACACCAAAACUUUCCCAGACAAAGCCUUACAGCUGGAGCCUCUAGUAAAAGAAAACCUCCUGUAAGUGACUGCGACCACAUUUUUGGGCCUGAAAGUGUAAUGAUUUUCCAUUGCUUUUAAUCUUCUGUAAGUGACCACUUGACGCAUUCUCUGAUCUCUAUGUACGCUGUGUGCACUAUGGUACUUAGAAUGUAUGAAGAACUUUAGCGACAACAUGGAACUACACAUGGCAUAACUUAAAAAUUGCAUGCAAUAAAUUAUCUUCCAUAAAGUAGAUGUGCCCGGACCUCUUCAUGUGAGAGGCCCCCUGUGGUUCGAUUCUUGUAAGCGACCACCUCCAGUAAGUGGCCACUAAGUCUUUGCAUUUUGGGUGAUCGCUUACGGGAGGUUCGACCGUAUGCCAAAGAGAAACUGCCACCUGCUUCUCAGAUCUCAAGCCAUCUUUUCUAAAAGCAAAAGAACUGGGCUCCCAAUAAUAAGGGUUUUUAUGUACAGGGUGUAAUAGCCGUUGUCUACAGUCAUGAGAAGUGGUUUUGAGCAAAAUAGACCUUUUUACCGAUAUGAUAGCCAUAUUGAAUUAAUUCGAUUUAAGGAGUGUUAUAGGAUGCCCAGGGGGCAUGAGCACAUUUCGUUUGUAUUUUCGAGCACUUUUCGGGACAUUUUUUCUUAAAGUUUUCUUAGAAUAAGAUUGUAAUGGGCAAAAAGAUCCUUGGGCCGUGUUUUGAUGUAAUAAUGAUCGCCUUUUUCCCGAGAAAUAUACAGUGAAAGUCCAUAUCUCUGAUACUAAAAUAGAAAAAGGCGAUCCUUAUAACAUCAAAACACGGCACAAGGAUCUUUUUGCCCAUUACAAUCUUAUUCUAAGAAAACUUUAAGAAAAAAUGUCCCGAAAAGUGCUCGAAAAUACAAACGAAAUGUGCUCAUACCCCUGGGCAUCCUCUAAUAAUCCUUAAAUCGAAUUAAUUCAAUGUGGCCGCCAUAUCAGUAAACAGGUCUAUUAUAAGGAACUAAAGUUCCUCUGGGCAUUCUUUCCCAAAACGUCACUGUUGCUUUUGUUAAUUUAUUGAGUAUGUAAACUACGUUAAGAACCUGAUUGUUUGACGUCUUUAUUUAAUUAUAUUAAUUUUUGCAACUUAGACUUUGAUCAAACAUUUAAGAAGAAGAAAGAACAUCAACAAAGUAUAAGAAUGUAGCAUGAGCCAUCUGAUAUAUUAUAAUUGUUCUGUUUUGUACAGUUGGUGGAGUUGGAGAGAGAGAAACUUGCCAUAAGUGAUGAGAAAGCUGAGAUUGCUAUGGAGGUAUGAAUCAAUUUUUUUAUUGGACCCUUUAAACCCUAAGAUCAAAACUUGAAUUCUCAUUUGUUGCCCCUAUUCAUUUCCUACAGAAAGUAGUGGGGAGAAGUUGAUAAAAUAUCAAGCAAAUUUAUCUUGUGUGAUCAUGUCCGUAAUUCUCAUGACCACUCUGUUUUACAAAGCAUUGAUAUUACAAGGAGAAAUUUGAUGCUGAUCACAAUAGGGCUUAACAGGUUAAUACAAUGUACAUGAUAAUAAUGCUAAAUCGGCAUGGAACAGUGUUAUUGUCUUUUUAUACAGUAAUUUUUUUGUUUCUUCCUUAAAUCAGAAGCCAUUCUUUCCUUAUCAUUAUGCUUAAAUAUUACGCUCCUUAUGCUUUAAAUAUUUCUGUAAGAGGGAGAAGGUCCAAGUCUGAGGCUUGCUGUCCCUUCAUUUCCUUAGUCAAGAAACUUUGUCACCCUUAAUGUUUGCCCUUUACCAAAGUGGAUAAAUUACCAGUUACCGGCGAUCUACUGCUUGUGGUAGCCCUGUGAUGGACUUGGCAUCCCAUUCAAGGGAAAGUAGAAAUAUUCACAAUUCAAGGUUGCAACCCUGUACAGAGCAGCUCCCCUUGAAAGGGGUACCAGUUGCGGAUCCACACCAGUUUCCACACUUUGUUGGAAAUUGGUCAGUUUUUUCAUAAAUAGUCCUCAUAAUCCGCCGAUUUACAAGGUCUCACCUGAAGAGAAUGGAACGGGCCAAUAUACUGUUGGAAAGAGGAAUUAGGGGAGUUAAAAUCCAAAACAUUUCCUGCGGAACAUGCCUCAAGACCCCCAUCCACUCCUUCCCCCCCCCCUCCCCCCACCUCCACUCUGUACGAAUGCCCAAAAGGGUAACAGAUGCAUUUUACAACUGUGAAGAAGUCAAGAAAAUGUUGUGGUUUGUAAUUUAUUCAUUUUCAAAGUGUUAAAGAGUAAAUUUAGAACUUAGUUUUAAAGUGUAAAAGAGUACUUAGCUUGAAUAGUGUUAAUUUCCGGCUUUUUUAAUAUGUUUUAUAGUAUUUAAGUUUUCAUUAAUGAUGUAAUUUAGUUUUAAAGGUGUCCCCAAUUAGUGCCAAUAGGCACUAGAACGAUUAGACACUUUAAUAAAGGUUAUGUAUGUAUGUAUGUGCAUUUACAGCACUUAAAGGCAUGCAAAGUUCUAAACUAGGUUUGUGAAAGGGUUACCAUGAUUUUGUCAAUACAAAUGAAAGGGCACCUUUUCUGUUAGCCUGCAUCGCAGAUGUAUUGCCCCCAACGGACUCAACCACGAAUUACUGGAAGAGCAUUUCGAAUUUCCUUUCAUCUUGAUUGGCAUUUCGACAAUGGCAUUUUUAACAGGCCAAUCGUGGUGCCUACUCAAAUCCUGGUACACAGGUGGGGCCCAGAACAAGGACUUCAGCACUGUUUCGCAGAGUUUAGUUUCAUCUGCGGUACAGGCUACUUUUCUGUGCUAAGGGAUUGGACCUCAGGGCAGAGCCUCCCCCUAGAAAAAUUUUUUGAGUACCCCCCCCCCCCAAUUCCCCAGAAGGAUACAACUUCAUGCUGCAACUGGGUAAACUGACCUGUGGGCUCAUGAACUUCUUAACCUUUUCAUGCUGUUUGGCAAAUAUUUGGAAAGUAAAUUGUCAAAUUGUUAUCAAAGAUGCCACCAUCAUAAUACGUUUCUGGGAAACUGCCCACCUACCCCUCCCCUAAGCCAACAUUAACACUUACUUCUCACUUAGGGCAAAAUGUUGGCUUAAGGGAGGGGUAGGAGGGCAGUUUCCAAGAAACGUUUAAUGAUCCGUUAUUUUAUCCAUGUAGAGAGAUCAUUAUAAAGACAAGUCAGACAGACUCAACACACAGCUUAACUUUAUCCUUGGUGCUGAUGAUAGGAGACUAGUUGAUAUAGACUCAGUUCUCAUGGAAAACAGGUUUGUGUGACAGUUAAAUAACACGUUUUGCAAGUUGUGGUCAUCACUGUUACUCGGCUACUAUCAGUUCGAAAAAGAAUGUACGAAUUCUGCUUACAGGUAACUCUCAAAGUUAAACAUAUAAAUGACUGUUUCACAUAAUCGUCCACAUUUGCCAUUUAAGUAUUUCUAUUCAUAACACAUCGGUAAGCUCCUCUGACCACCGUACACUUCUAUCAAAGCCAUUAAUUUCUUUCUUUUCUUUUUUUGCUUUAUCUGUUAUUUUAUUCCUACUAAAUACUAUAUACAGUGUAAAUACUAUAUUAUAGUGUGAAUAAACUGAACUGAACUGUGAGGUGGUAAAACUAUCCAUGACACGUAUGACAGUACCAUCAAAUCCGAAUUUCUAUAAGAAAAAAAAAACUUAAAACGGUGAAACACGUUUAAGUUUUGUCUAGCUGUAAACCAGGGUUGCAAAUCGUCGGUAUCCGGUCACCCCGCCACUAAUUAAAACCAUCUUCCCUAUCAACGAAAGUGGCGCCAAGAAGUAGACUCGCCACCAAGAUACAGUCUAUUCACCUAGGAUUACUGAGUCAAGAUCUCAGGCGAUAAACCUUGUCCGUCCAUCAUAAAACCAGUGGAUUGUUACAAAGAAUCCGCCGCCCAAAAAAUUACAGCAUUCGCCCGCUAAUCCCGCCAGCUACGCUGGCAACGCAGUUAAUUGCGAGUUAAAUGAAGGCGAGUCGACUUUUUGGUGGCGAGUUGCUUGGUGGCGAGAUGUUCUGGUGGUGUAAUGUCACCGUAAAACAAAUCGCUUACUUCUUAGACAUUUCUUUUACUGAUUUACCUGUAUGUCACGCAAGCUACAGAGUGUAAAAUUCAGUUUGUUAGUUGCCCUUUCACUAAUUCUCAUGUUUUCUUUACGCAGUUUAACCUUACCUCAGGGGCACCCAACGUCAAUUUUCGGAAAAUAUCUGUUCGGAAGACGAUUUGAGAUCUAGAAUCUUCGGAACAUUUGUUUUAAAAUUUCUUGCUUGCCUGCCUCUCCUAGGAUUUUCAAACAUCUAAAAAUUGGUAUAAUUGCCCAUUUUUAACGGAUUUUUACCCUUAAAAGGUCACCUAGAAUUUUCGGGAGCCUUUUUUCCCCCUGAAAUUUUCAAAAAGGUAAGUUUGGAUCCCCAUAAUUUUCUGAUCACUAGACUUUCAGCUAGGAAAUCCGAACAGAUGAAGAAUUUUCAGGGGAUAAAAAUAUGCCUAUAUCUACCGUUUAAAUACAAAAUACGUUUAACAAUGCUAUGGUUAAGUGGUCUUGAAGUAUUUUCUCGUUGGGCGCCCCUGCUUACCUGUUUUCAAUAUUUCUUUCAAGUCAAUGUUGCAAAUCAGAAGAGAAAAUUCUACAUGUUAGAAAGCGAAUCCAUGAGUGAUUUAAGUAUUUUAAUGAAGCUGUCGUUUGAAUUUUUCCUUGAUUUAUUUUUCAAGGUAUUUAAAGGAGCAAAUUAAGCAACUUAAGGAAGAAAAGAGUAUGGCGGUAUCAGCUUUAGCUAGAUACAAGGUGAGGGAAGUAGAAGGAUAGAAAACAGUUCUUCGAAAUAUCUUUAUAUUACUACGAGAUCUGAUUUGUAUAUCUUUUUGCUUACUAUUCCAGCUUUUUCGACUGGAAAUUAUCUUUUUAUUGUGAACGGUUUGAACCCAGGAGUUAUAAGUAUAGUGGAACCUCGAUAUAACGAAGGGCCAAGGGACUGGCAAAUCAAUAUGUUCGCUAUAACGAGGUUUCGUUAUAUCGAGGUUCUUUUUCAUAUAUUUUACUAUGACUGUGGUGAAGAAAACGUUCGUUAUACCGAGGUUCGUUAUAUAGAGAUUCGAUAUAUAGAGGUUAGUUAUAUCGAGGUUCUGCUGUAGGUGGAAUGUUUUCAUCUGGUCGAGUGCCGUUGUUCACAGUGACUGACGUUUCCAACUGUGCGGUAAGUCAUCAUAAGGCCAACUGGUCUUUUCGAUAACAAAUCGUUUUGAUACAAGUUUAUUCAGUUGAGGUGUGACUGGUUUCCCGAACUUGGCUUAAAGAACGAGGAAUAUUCACCCAAAAUGUUUUCUUUUUAACGCGCAAACGGUACUUGAAGGGAUAGAAAUUGUCGUUUUGUAUGGAAACGACUUUGCAUCGAUACGAACGCCCUCCAUCAUAAGAGUUAUGAUGACGAUGAUGAGUACCGCACAGGUUGUCGAAACUUGCCAAAAACAGUCCUAAUCAUACAUGUGGGACUUUCUAUGCCGUUGAUUUUUUAGGAAUGUUGUAAUACCUGUCGAUGGAAAUCUGAUUUAGAUUUUGACUUUGUUUUGUUCAGAACAGUUUUGAGAAGCGGAAGAACAAGAUUCUUCAAGCACAGUACCCAGGAUCUCCCGUCAGCACCAAUAAACACGGUAAAUGUACGAUACAUAACUCACUUCAUGGGCCAUUUCCGAGUUUCAAAAACGCUGACUUUCAUAACGAGGCUAACUGCAACACCUUUCUUUGUAAAAAUGAGAUUUAUUAGCGUGAGGAUAAAAAAUUCAUUGUUUUAUUCGUAGCUUCGCACUUGGCCUCGCUGAAGCCGAAGCGACAACCGGAAAGACAUGAGAGCGGCGCUUAAUCGGGGGUUGGGGGCGGCGGGCGCUCAGUCGGUGUCGGCGCUUAUUCGAGUAAAUACGAUAACUGGCGACAGUAACAUAAUGAAUCUUGUCAAACAUCCGUGUUACAGCCCCUUUAAAUGACGUGUAACUUACGUCAUUGAUGGCGUGAAUUGUACAUUUAGGGUCGAAUGUUAUUUUAUUUACUGUCAUUUUACAUUUAAGCAAUAGAAAACGUUUUCCGUGUUUGCAUAGCCUGAUAUAAACACGAGAGGGGUCGGGAGAAUUAUGCAAACCCGAGUCAAAGUCGAGGGUUUGCAUAACUGUCGAGAAUUCUCCCAACGCCUCGAGUGUUUAUAUCAGGCUAUGCAAACAUAGGAAAAAAAGUUUUCUAUUGCUUUUAUAAAAUAAGUUUCCCGAAAGAAAACGCAAAACUUCUUUGUAUGGCACCGAUUAAAAGAGAAAUUCUUACCAGUGGCAAAGUCUUGUCCGCGAAGUCUUGCAAGUCUUGGGCAGCCAAGGUCAGAGUCUGCCUGCCUCUUCCAAGACCAGCGAAUGAAAGUAUCAUAAUAGUUUGUGUCUUUUUCUUUAGCCAUGCCUUCGCUCAUCUCUGAUUUUGUGGGCCAUCUAGCCCAUAUUGGCUCCAGUUCAAAGCCAUCCACUGUAGCUGACUUACAGUUCUUAGCUAACUCGCUAUCAGAAACUCUAUCGGAGAAGGACACCGCCCUUCAACAUCUGAGAAGUGCUAACAAGUAAGUUUGUGAAGGUGUAGAGCUUAAAAUUACUGUAAUACCUUCAGGAAAUGAACUUGAAAAUUUCUCUUCGUAAAGGACUACCGAGGAGAAGUCAACAGGCUAGUUUUAGAAUAAUUAUCACCAGAUAUUCAGAACCGUGCCAGCCAAUCAAGGUGCGCGAGAAGCAAUAUUCACUGGCUUGGGAUAAACAAGUUUCAGUGAUGAACAAGUUAGACGAUUUUUUUCGCGGUGCGAAUGCCAGACGAACUUGGGAAGGGAAAUAACAAGGCCCCUUUUUCUCAGAGUGAUCUUGCGCGAGUGCCGCCAGGUUCUGGGAUGCUAGAGAUAGAUCCGUUACUGCAUUAGAGUCUAACUGACUUCAUCGAUGUUGUAUCUCUUGCUAGAAUCCUAGGCCAUCGAGUUGCAGAACUUGAAAAGAAACUCAAGACAUUAGAAGUGUCAGGCUUGUGGUCCUUACAAGGUGAGCAUCCAUCGACAGUUUCCUUAACAUGCAUGUCACGUUGUUUUAACCAGGUAAUUGGAAAUCUAACCAAUAUAAAGAGAGAUGGUAAAGUAAAAUUUAAACUCUGUAGGAAAUGAAAGAGAUGCAGUGAUCUGCUUCUUCCCAAUUGCUCGCGAUCGGUUAUUUUGUCAAGGGAUAUUUUAGAUAAUAUAACAAUUCAGGGAAGCAGGAUCCCUUUGUUUAUAGUUUUCCUUCUCAUUUCUUCCCGUUUGCUUUCUGCCCUCGUUUUCAUCAUUCCUCACUCGAGCUUCUUGCUCGUCUCCAGUACCCCGGUAUUUAAGUCUGUGUUUGGGUCGCCACUUUGAUGUUCCGCGGAAGACCGGUGUCGAGAUAGUUGUCAAAGUGCAUUGUGGGACUGUUUUUGGGACGCAUUUUCAACAUGGCGGCAAAUUCGUCCCCCAAAACAGUCCCACAAUGCACUUUGACAACCAUCUCGACCCAGUCCGAGGAGACUGUGGAAUGAUAUCAUGUCAAGAGCAAGGGACAAAGAAGUGGGAAAUCGUAACUUCCCUACAGGAUACAUUAAACCUGUCAUUCUGUUUUAAUAAGUAUACAACUAUACUGAUCUAGAAUAGAAAAUUCCAAAACUCACAGCAAAAUUAGAGACAAAAAAACCGAAUAUAUCAUCCGUAUCGCCCGAACUUCAUCAGCGUUGUGAAGUGUCAGGUUGCGUCAGAACAGACAAGUUGUUACGUAUCCCCAAGAGUGGAUUGUAAAUUGCCGGUAGGUCCAGUACCUCGUCCCUAUUCAGUUAGAGCGAUUCGGACGAAAUUUCCGUGUUUUUUUUGUCUCAAAUUUUUGCUCUGAGUUUUGAGAUUUUCUAUACUACAUGUCUUCGCCAGAGCUGGUGAAAAACGUUUUUAAACAUUGAUUGUACACUUGCAAUAACGAGAGCCGUAAUGACCAGUAUAGCUAGCUUGUUAGACCGUCUUCCAUAACCCGCGUCUAUAGCCUGUUUUUCGUAAUCUUUCGUUAUCAGGUCAUCGAGGCUAUGGUUCUACAGAAGCAGAUAUGCUUAGUAAAGAAGUAGUUUACGACAGACUUCAAGCCUUGAUUCCUGAAGAGGAGAGAAGAACUAAUGGCAACAGCAAAAAUCACGAAACUGUAGAACAUGUAAACAGGCGAAGCGAACCGGACUCCCCAUCGUCACCCGGUUGGGGCGGAGCACCCGGGAGUCCAGGCUUUGAACUGAGUUCCUAUCAGGGCGAGGUCGAAGAGGGGGUAUUGGUCAAUGUGACCGGAAGCCCUAUAGAUACACUGGAAGAACUCGGUUGUGUUGAGUUAGAUUAUGUUGAUUCGGAUGAGGUAGAUGAUAUUUUAGGAGAGCAAACUCCUGUUCAAGUUCACAGUGGCAGUCCACAAGAUGAAGAAGAACAACAAGAAGAGAAACCCUGUCGGGAGGAAGAUGUAAAAUCACCCGAAGAACACUCUACUGAUGAAACGAGUGAUUUUGGGAGAUGCGAGGAAUCAAAUCACGUACAAGAUAAUGAGAAUUCUCUGAAGCUCACUUCCCUAAAAAUACACUACCAUACAGAUAAUACACAGGACAAUAACGAAGACCCGUAUGAAAAUACUUUGUCCGACCUUCAACUUGCGGAUUUACUGAAGACAAUCAACAGUUCAGAUUAGAAGUCAUUUUUCUGGGUCUGCAGUGAAAUUGCUGCAAAUUCAAAACAUUUUAGGCGGAAUUAUACUCUCAGGUACACCAAAAAAACUCCUUACCCUUUUACAAGUCAUGGUUCGUGGAUCUAAUCCCACAAUAACCAGAAAACACUACUUGAGUCAUAGCGGCUCUUUUUACACAUUAAAUUAUUUAUAGCCUGAAUUUCAGGAGUCUCCUAGAUUCGCACAUUUCCGAGAGAGGCGUACUCUUCUGGGAGUACACGCUGAAAUUGAAAAUAGAUUGAAAAUCAAAGCAAUUGCUGUUAUACGUUUCCAGUGAGUCAUGUCAAUAUUCGAAGGUUUGAUCAUUCGUUAUGUAUUUGCCAGGCAAAAGCUAUUGGUUGUAAUAAUUAUGGCUUCACAAAGAAUGCUGCCUGCAGGAUUAAAGUCAAACUAAAUAACAUCACCACAUGUCCCCC